Molecule: messenger RNA, 401 nt
Organism: Amorphotheca resinae ATCC 22711
Lineage: Eukaryota; Fungi; Ascomycota; Leotiomycetes; Helotiales; Amorphothecaceae
Exons: 4
Coding region: 99-401 (100 amino acids)
Biological process (GO): negative regulation of ATP-dependent activity
Cellular component (GO): mitochondrion
Molecular function (GO): ATPase inhibitor activity
Source: RefSeq, a predicted model, not a curated record
UGAUAAGGCCCCCAGUCCCGUUCCUCAUCUUUCCAUUCCCCUCACCUCACUCUUUCAAACACUUCUACUUCUCCUUCUUCACCACCAUCCAGGCAAACAUGCUCCGCCAAUCUAUCGUCAAAGCUGUCCGCCCAGCUCUCUCAUCCGUCAACUCUCGUGCUGCCUUCACCACCACCUCCAGAGUCAUGGCUGCCGGCGAUACUGGAGCUCCCAAGCCAACCGCCCAAGCUGACGCUUUCUCGAAGCGCGAGAAGGCCAACGAGGACUACAACAUCCGCGUGCGUGAGCAGGAGAAGCUUUUGGAGCUCAAGAAGAAGCUGGCUGAGCAGCACCAGCACCUCAAGCAGCUCGAGGACCACAUUGAUGAACUCUCGAAAUCACAAGGGGGCGAGCAGAACUAG